AUGGACCAUCUUCGAGUGGCCGGCAGUAGUAACACUACCACGGUUUACCUUCCGUCAUCCGAUGAUUGGCCACGUGAUAUCGCGGAUUACACUGGGAAGAGAAUAAAAAUGGUCGUGGAGAACCUCAAAAUCCCUGAUAAUAUUUGCCCGAAAAACAAAUUAGAAAGCAAACGUAUGUCACGGGAAAUCUUCCAUUACACAGCAACAAAUAAUCCGCUAAUUCGCCAAUUCACGAAGGUGAACAUCGUCCUGCAACAGUAA
Molecule: messenger RNA, 261 nt
Organism: Cooperia oncophora
Lineage: Eukaryota; Metazoa; Nematoda; Chromadorea; Rhabditida; Trichostrongylidae
Source: the annotation of a GenBank genome assembly